Plenodomus lingam JN3 is the source of this 519-nucleotide messenger RNA. The record is from RefSeq and is a predicted model, not a curated record. NCBI's taxonomy places the organism in Eukaryota, Fungi, Ascomycota, Dothideomycetes, Pleosporales, Leptosphaeriaceae.
AUGUCAACAACAUUGCUGUUGCGUGCUGGCGCUCGAUCGGGGUCUUGGGAUGCUUUGGAAGCCGAAAAAUACCCUGAGUCUACUCUCGGUGCUCUUUAUACCCAAGAGCAUGUACACUGGAUAUUGAUCGAAGCAGUCAUCGAAGCAACCGGCAAUCCACGCCCGCGUACACGUAGAAUGCAAUGGCAAUGUGAUGUCCAGCAUGGAGACCUGAAAAUUUCAGACAUGUAUCAUUGCGGAUCCAAUUUCGGCCUUGGACGCACAUGUGAAUCUAGUAGAGAUCAGUACUUGUCAAGGACAAGAAUAUCCAGAGAGAUUUUGACCCUGCAAAAGCAUCUCAUAUUCAAAGACCUUGGAGCCGUAGGAGGUUCGAGUGCAGACAGUAGCCCCGUCAUACUCAUCUUCAAAUUGAGGACUAAAGCAUACCGUGAUUACGAAAGGUCUUCACUUGCGUUCGCGUUACAUAUCUUCACCGGCAAAUCUUGGAAGGCUCUGGCAGCCGCCCUUAGUCUCAGGUAA